Messenger RNA from Blepharisma stoltei, 5991 nucleotides. Lineage: Eukaryota; Ciliophora; Heterotrichea; Heterotrichida; Blepharismidae. The record is from the annotation of a GenBank genome assembly.
AUGAGCUCUUCUAAUUACUCUCAAAAUUCUCACGAAUCUGACGAACUAGACUCCCCUGAUUUCGAUGACGACCUCAAUAUUGAAAAAAAUCACCCAAGGGCUUAUCAGCUGCAAGUUUUAGAUAUCGCCCGUCAAAAAAACAUCAUCGCAUUCCUAGAUACAGGAACAGGGAAAACUUUUAUAGCAAUGAAUCUCAUAAAAGAAACCCUUGGCAAAUCUGUUUUCUUAGCCCCAAAUAUUGCCUUGGUGCACCAACAAGCCUCAUACUCGAAAAACUUCGAAAUUAUAUCUAUAGGCCUUGAAGGCGAAAUUGCAGAUCGAUGGGAUUAUCAAACUUGGCAAGAAGCCUUACUUCCCUUCCAUGAGUGAAUAAAACCAUUGGAAAAAUCCCUAUUUUUUGCACAAAAACCCACCCUCCGUGAGUGAACAAAAAUUUUUUUUAAUAGAAAAAAUUUUUUAUGAAAAAAAUUUUGAUAUAUAAGUGAUAAUUAGUAUAAUGAAAUCUCGGGCUAUUCUGUUUAAUUUUAAACAAAUUGCGUUUUAAAAUAGAAAUUUUAUAAAUUAAAUUAAUAUUUGCUUCCCAAUUUUUGCAAAUUAGGGUUUUUUUAAAAUUUCGAAAAAAAAUUAAUCCCCUCCGUAAGUGAACAAAAUUUUUUUCUUUCACUCACGGAGGGGGGAGGUAGAAAGAGUCCAAUUAAUAGUGAUAACACCCCAGCUGUUUUUAAAUGCACUUAGAUACGGAUAUCUCCGAUUAAACCAAUUUUCCUUGAUGAUUUUUGACGAGUGCCAUCAUUGCAAUGGAAACCACCCUUAUAUGAGCAUUAUGAAGGAAUUUUAUCAUAACUCUAAAUACAAGCCAAAAGUCAUGGGCUUAACUGCAUCUCCUGUUAUUCAUGGAAAUUUGCAGCAAAAAGGCAACUUAAAGGAUGAUUUAGAAAAUUUAUGCUUGUUUCUUGACUGCGAAUUUGCCUCAAUAGAUAGAGAAAGCGUAGCAAGUAUUGCGAAUAAGCCGAUAUUUGUAGUAAAAGAGGUAAAGAUUGGCCAGCAGGUCAAUUUUGAAUUUGUUUUAAGAAGUCUGGAAAACCUUCCUGCAUGUGAAGAAUCAACUUUAUUAGUCACCGAAAUCAACAACUAUGGAUUAUAUUUGCUGAAUUUGCUCGGAAGGCGAGGACUGUUUCUCUACUUACGUGAACUUUGUUUAAGAGCCGAAAAUCAGUCAAUAAAGCAUGAAAUUACAAAGCUUAUAAACAAUAGAAUGGAUAUAUAGCCCCUGAAAUAAUUUAGAUCAUUAUUGACUAUCCAUUUUAAUUUUCAAAUUAAUUUGCACUUACCAACUUUUUUAAAAACAAAAACGAAAAUGACAAAUCUCAAUUUAUGGUUUUAAGAUGCAUAAUCAGAUUUAGACUCUAUAAGACAGGUGUCCUGAACCGAUUUUUUUUAGUCGGUAUUCUGCUGGGGGAAAGUGAUCUAUUAUGGUACAUAAAUUAUAUCAGAAAGAGUCAAGCUGCUCGUCAAUGAGCUUAAAAAACAUUUCGAAGGCAAAGAGAAUUCCUCUCAAGUCAUAGUUUUAGCAGAAAGAAAAAUCACUGUUUGAUACUUGCUUCUGUUUAAGCCUAUAAAAUUCUUUGCUUGCUCUUAAUGUUUUUUAAUUUUAAAAUAUAUAUUUUUUAAAUUAAAUAUGAAGAUCUAAUAAUUUAUAUAAUUUAUGUUUAAGAUUAAAAGCUAGAUAAUAGAUUAGAUAGAAUCUCGAGAUAAUGCUAUUAUAAAAAAAUUUAUUUUUUUAAAUUUUUAUUUUCUUGUCUUAAAGGUAGAGUUAGCUGAUUUACUGAAUGAAAUUUUUUCUGCUGAAGGAAGUUAUGAAAUAAAAGCUGGAAAAUUGAUAGGAAAAACCACUGGAGGAGGAAAUUUUAGGACAUAUAGAAUGAAAGGCCGCUGUCAAAGGGAGACUAUAGAAGGAUUUAAAAAUAAAGACUUCAAUGUUUUGGUAGCAACGACUAUAAUUGAGGAAGGGCUUGAUAUUCCAUCCUGUGAUUUAGUGAUUCGUUUUGAUGGGUCUUCUACUAAUCUAAGGUCUUAUGUGCAGUCAAAAGGGAGAGCUAGAGACCAUUACCAUUAUUACUAGAAGGCUAAUGCCAUAUUGUUAACGCAGUCACCACGGACUCGUGAGGGUUCACCAGUUUUGCGCCGUCCCGAUUCCACCUUGUUCAACUGGGAAAAAGAUUUGCUGAGCAGCUUGCGCAGCUCGAACCAUCCUUCGCCUUCUUGAGACCCUACUGCCGUGAGAUUUUCCCAAAGAUGUCUUCUCCUCCUUUUCAGGGGAUAUGUUGAGUGGGCUUGCUGUGGACUUCUGCGGCUGCUGCAAGUCAAGGUUGACCACACAAAAAUCCCAAAAAAUGGAAUUUCUGGUCACCUAUCGGCAAAAAGGUAAAGUCCAGACCCUGUCCAUUUCUGGUGGGUUGGCAAAACCUUGCCGAUAUAAUUAAAAUAUGUGCUCGGAAGCUGAAUGGACGGAGGCCAUGCUAGGUGGAGACGCCAUAUUUUAAUUAUGGAGAGCGAGAGACCAAAACUCAACUUUUAUGGUACUUGUGGAGCAUGGUAAUAAAAAAGAUAUGGAGGCACAGCUAAAUGGCUUUGAGGACGCCAUUUCCUGGCUUAAAACAAUUGCUGAUGAAAAUUUCUCAAAGCCAGUCCGAAAGAUGCCUAAUCCUCAGUACUACGAAAACCCAGAAACUGGGGCAAAAGUGUGCAUCGAAUGGAGUGUAAAAUUUAUUAAAGAGUUCUGCAAAAAAUACCCGACUGACCAAUAUACAGUUUUAAAGCCACAUUAUGAAUAUAAGUAUUAUCGGCCUGGAGAAUGCACUAUUCCUGGGGUUAAUAGCUUAAGAGGAGGAUAUUUAUGCACAUUGAAGCUUCCUAAGCUUUUUAAAAUAUCACCAAUUAGAUCAAGCAAACUCUGGCCUAAAGAAAACGAAUCUUAAUCUUAAUAUUAUUAUAGCGCUUAACAUCCAUUUCGGGGUAGCCUUGUCCAGAGUUGCCACCAUAUUUAUCCACGUGUCAAGCCUAUGAACCUCUGGAUCGAUCCACUUCGAUUCACCAAGACACGGGUGAACAUGACGUUCUUGCUUCGCUGCCGCCAGGCUUUAUACGGCUCAGCUCCUGCGCGUGUUCCGGCUAAGAGUUACCUCCGCCGGGUAUGUUGAGGGUAAAGACCUGAGCCUCUUGAUCGUACUGAAGAGCAAUUCCUCUGGUUAUCCCCAAAGUUAAACUACUUUGCAGAAGUUUUUGAGAUAAAACUCAACCCCAUAAAUAAAAUUGCUUGAGGGAGAGAAAAUUAGCAGAGCUAAUUUCACUAGAACCGAAUAUCAUUUUAUUUAUAAAGAAAACGAAUCAAAAGAAGACGCAAGCCUGCAAGCUGUCGGAGAACUAUUUAGCGCUGGGCUGCUAAAUAAGCAUUUAAGACCAACAUGGGCUGAAAAUUCAACUGAAAAAGAAUACCCACACGAUGAUCCUGAAAUUGAAUUUAUUAACAAAAACGGAGGAAGAAUCAGAGCAAAGCGUUCAAAAGAAGAUUUCACGUCUAUGACUCUUAUGCCACAGAUCUUUUCCCUUUUCACUAUCCGUGCUAGACAAGACGCACAUUUAUUUUUAUAUAAAAUCCAGCUGAAUCCAGUUUUUCCUGAAAAUUGUUCACUUUAUAUUGGGAUUUUAUCAUCAGUUGAAAUUCCAGGAGAGCCUUUUACAGUGUUUCCUUACAAUUUAUUCAGAUACCGUGGGAUUGAUAUUAAGCAUGACAAAAGCUUUCACGACCCUAACGAAAGUUGCGGAAAAUGCAAUUUAUUCCCGUUUACGGCAAUGCCAGUGCUAUUAAAUUUAAAGACCUAUACAAAUGAAGAAUUAUUAAAAAUUCAAACCUUCCAUAUCAUUUUUAACUCAAUUUUAGGUAUGAGGUACAAAAAUCUGGCUGAAAAAAUCAGGAAAAAUGAAAAAAUUGGGAUUUUUGGGAAUAAAGAAAUUACUGAAAUCCCUACUUGUGUGAUACCAUUAUUGGGGGAUGAGAUUGAUUGGGAAACUAUUAAUAAUGCAAUUGACUUUGUAAAGCAGCCAAAUGAUGCGAAAUUUGACGCGGUUGGAAAAGUAAUAUACACGACGCAUCUGCAUGAGUUUUUUGUUGUUUAUGAAGAAAUUAAGGAUGGUUUGGACUAUGAAUUUGAGGAUCAGCAUAGGCAUAGAGUUUGGUCGGUUGAAGAAUACUAUCAUACAAAAUAUGGGCUAAACUUAGAAAGCUCAGUUGUUUAUAUAGCAAGAAAACUUGGGACAUUUAGGCAAUUUGAUCGUCCAAAGCUGAAUCCAGGGAAAGACCAUUCCCGAACUGCUUAUAUUCCCCACGAUUUAGCUCAGAUUUUUCCGAUCCCAGCUGAAUAUCUUCUGCUAUAGCCCAAGCUUUCUUUUGGCUCCACUGUCCCAACGUCAAUCAGGUAGUUGUAUUUCUAGCAUCUGUUUGUAAAACCUUAACCAAUUUGAUAUCGGGAUGCCCAAGAAGAUAGCUUGAGCCAAAGGCAGGCUUGGGCUAUAGGCAAAUUUACCCCUUCUAUUCUGAACAAGCUCAACAAGAUAUUCCUGAUGAUCAAUCUUAAGCAAGAAAUCGACAUCCCCUUACCUUCCACCAAAAUAAUCGAAGCAAUAACCUCCACAAGUGCCCUGGAGCUCUCUAACUACGAAAGACUAGAAAUUCUAGGUGACUGUGUCCUCAAAUACCUUACCUCAAUCUAUCUCUACCACAUAAAUCCAGGAGAUCCAGAAGGCCUCCUCACAAAAAAGCGUAUAGAAAUUAUUUCAAACCAUCGGUUAUUUAAGCUUGCCUUACAGCUUAAAAUAUACAGAUAUAUGCAAGUUAAGCCACUGAAUACAAAAAGAUGGCUUGCCCCAGGGAUGAAUGAGAUUUUUAAUGACGAUAUAGAAAUCCCAAGCUCAAGCGACGAAGAAAAUGAAAAGGAGGCUUGUGAUGAGCUUGGCUGGGACAAAACUUUAGAAGAAGAUGGAGAGCUCUACUUCAAGCCUUCUAACACUGUAGUAGAAAUCAGUCACAAGCAGCUAGCUGACUGCAUUGAAGCGCUUAUCGGGGCUGCUUAUUUAGAAGGCGGAUUUGAGCUAGCGACUCAGCUGUUAGCUAACUUUAAGCUGAUUGAUCAUCCUCCAGCUGUAAUUGACUAUGGGAAAAUCGAAGGGGAGUUUACAGACAUUGAAUUUAAAAUUGGCUAUGAGUUCAAAAAUAAGGAUUUAUUUGCAGAAGCAAUGACCCAUCCGUCUCUUAUGAAAGGCUGCGAUUACCAAAGACUAGAGUUUUUAGGCGACGCUGUUAUUGAUUUGGUGGUCCUAGAGCAUUUAAUGAUAAAAAACCCAGAGGCAACUCCAGGGCUUUUAAGCAAAAUGAAAACAGCUGGAGUCAAUAAUAGGUUUUUUGCCUUGCUGAAUUUUGAGCUUGGGCUAUAUAAGCAUCUAAAGCAUGAUAAUGCUGAUUUAGCAAAAGACAUUAAAGCACUUGUCCAAGCUAAAGAAAGGAUGGAAUUAGAAGGAGAAAUCGACAUGAAGAAAUUCCCUGAUCCUGGACUGAAAGUUUUAGCUGACCAAAUAGAGUCACUUGUAGGGGCAGUAUAUCUUGAUUCAGGGUCUUUUGAGGUGUGCAAAGAUAUUAUCUUCAAAAUUAUGAAAAAUCAUAUAGAGCACAUAUCGAAUCCAAAGGGAAUUGAGGAGCACCCACACUCGAGAUUGCUUAUGUGGGCCCAAAAGCAGAAGAUUGGGAGUGUAAGAAUACAGAGGUAUAAGGUGGAAAACUAUAGGAACCCAGAAUCCUCUGAGUUUGUGACUAGGGUGUUUUUAGAUGAAGAGUUUGUGAGUGAAGGAAGAGAUGUUUCCAAACUGAAGUCUUCAGAAAUAGCUGCAAGCAGUUUCUUUGAGAAAAUAAGGCAGAAAGGGAUUAUUCGAGAAGAAUAA